AUGCCGUAUAGAGGCGACUUUGGCGCCCGAAGCGCAUCCGUUUCUACAGCUCGUCGACCCGAGUCGACGUUUGACAUAGAAGUGCCUCGUUCGCACUCCUAUCCAGAUUACAAUCACCCUAUAGGCCAGUUCCCUCGCCACCUCCAUGGAGUCGCUCUAGAAACGCCCCUCGUCGAUGAGGAAGGGCGCAGGCCAAGCGCACCGGCCACCUUCAUACGGUGGUUCGUGGAUGGCUUCAAGCGUGAUCCUGAUGCGCAGCUCACCACAAGGUCAUCGACAACAUUCGCUGACCGGAAAGCCUUCGAUAUUGCUGGCGCUGCCGCGGCGACGGCGAAUUCGCCUUUGAAACGCCGAUUACAUGGCAGGCAUCUGCAAAUGAUCGCUAUCGGAGGUUCUAUAGGGACUGGAUUAUUCGUGGGUUCGGGUAAAUCACUGGCCACAGGUGGCCCUGCUUCGGUGCUGAUUGCUUUCUUGCUCGUUGGGGUGAUGAUCUACUCCACCGUCCACGCACUGGGAGAGAUGGCCGUUCUCUUUCCAGUAGCUGGCUCAUUCUCAGCCUACUCUACUCGCUUUUUAGACCCUGCAUGGGGGUUUGCGAUGGGAUGGAACUAUGCUCUGCAAUGGCUUGUUGUAUUUCCGCUGGAGAUAGUUGCCGCUUCCGUUACAGUGUCAUAUUGGUCGACCUCCCUCUCACCAGCUCUUUGGGUGACAAUUUUUUACGUUCUGAUCUUUGUGAUUAAUCUGUUUGGUGUGCGAGGAUAUGGUGAAGCGGAGUUUAUUUUCUCGAUUGUCAAAGUCAUUUCUGUAGUGGGUUAUAUAAUACUCGGCAUUGUGCUUAAUGUUGCUGGUGGGCCGGACGGGAGCUAUAUUGGCGGCAAGUACUGGCAUGAUCCGGGGGCUUUUCACCAUGGCCUCAAGGGACUAUGCAGCUGUUUUGUGAAUGCUGCAUUUGCCUUCACGGGCACCGAAUUGGUCGGACUUGCUGCUGCUGAAGCUACAAAUCCCCGAAAAUCUCUACCUACUGCCGUCAAACAAGUCUUUUGGCGGAUUGCGCUCUUCUACAUCAUAGCUUUAACGAUGGUUGGUCUUCUCGUUCCAUAUACCGAUAAACGCCUUCUCAGACCCGGGUCAGAGGCAACCUCCACGCAAACCAAAGCUUCUCCGUUUGUCAUAUCCAUUAGAAAUGCCGGUAUUACUGGCUUGGACUCAGUAAUGAAUGCGGUUAUUAUGAUAUCAGUCCUCAGCGUCGGAAACUCAGCAAUAUACGGAUCUUCACGUACUUUGGCGGCGCUUGCGGAACAGAAGCAAGCACCCCGUUUCUUGGCAUAUAUCGAUCGCCGAGGAAGGCCUAUAUUUGCAGUUGGAGUUGCAUUUGCAGCUGGGAUGCUGUCCUUCCUUGCCGGAUCUAGCCAUCGUGAUGAAGCAUUUACCUGGAUGAUUGCCAUCUCUGGCCUUUCCGCUAUCAUGACCUGGUCUUCUAUCUGUCUGGCACAUAUCCGAUUUCGCCGUGGAUGGCAUGUGCAAGGCCAUUCUCUAAACGAGCUUACUUUCCGCUCUCAACCCGGUCUAAUAGGCUCUUACAUUGGCUUAGUUUUUAAUAUGCUAGUCCUUAUCGCCCAAUUCUGGGUUGGGCUUUUUCCUAUUGACUUGAAGGAUAAGUCUGUCAAGGGACAUGUGCAGAAUUGGUUCUCCGUGUAUCUUGCCGCUCCUAUCGUACUGGUUUUCUAUGUUCCUUAUAAGUUAUGGUUCAGGACCUCCAUUGUGAGGUCGAAAGAUAUGGAUCUAAAAACUGGACGGAGGGACCUGGAUAUCAGCGACCUCAUCGCUGAGGAAAGACGGUAUAGGGAGCAGUGGCCGGCUUGGAAGAAGAUUUACAAGAUAUUCUGCUGA
Trichophyton benhamiae CBS 112371 is the source of this 1890-nucleotide messenger RNA. RefSeq lists its product as uncharacterized. The transcript is spliced from 3 exons. Gene Ontology annotation, molecular function: amino acid transmembrane transporter activity. The record is from RefSeq and is a predicted model, not a curated record. Gene Ontology annotation, cellular component: membrane. Bases 1 to 1890 code for a protein of 629 amino acids. NCBI's taxonomy places the organism in Eukaryota, Fungi, Ascomycota, Eurotiomycetes, Onygenales, Arthrodermataceae. Gene Ontology annotation, biological process: amino acid transmembrane transport.